AUGCCCGCCAAGCACAUGGCAGGAGCAGCCAAUCCACGCCGCUCCGCUCUCGCAUCCAUUUCCCCUUUGAUACAUGUAGCUCCCGUCAGUGUACAUGCCGAUACCGACAUCUAUACCACUCUAUUGUUCGCCAGCAGUUUAGCAUACCGAAUCUACACGGAUGCUGGUGGGCUGCUCUUGACGCGACCGAGUGGACUCCGACUUGACCAGGCUUUCCGGGCGGCGGGCGACACUGCCGCUUUUGCAAGUCUGCCCCAUCCUUCCUCUCUCAAAGCCAUGCGCCUGCUCAUGUUGCUGGACAACGCCUAUCUGCUCUUCAGCACCACCUUCAACCGCCUGUGUGUUGGCGCCGCUCUUGUCUGGCUCACCUACCGUGCCUGGCUUGUCAUCCACAAGCCUCUAGAAGAACUUGUUGGUCUUCUCGGAUGCGAGAUCCCUCAACACCCUCAUGUCGACCUCGCUGGGAUCAAGGCCGAUGGCUUCGUUCUGCACUGGAAGGCUGUCGACGAUCGCAAGUCCAUGCAUCGCUAUGAAAUUCAGUUAAACGGCUCCAUAGUUGGCCAGAUCUCUCACGCCAACACGUCAUUCGCCAUUUCCAAUCUACGUCCGAACCAGCUGUAUAUCGUACGCGUCAUUACCGUCAAUGCUGUCGAAUUCCGCGCUGCCAGUAGCCCCAUCCGUCUCUGUACAAAGUCGGCCGACUCUCAGGAUUUCUUCGACCCGUCGUGGUCGACCGAGUCGGCUUCCUCUGGCCCUGUGAUACGUCCGCUGCACGUCUUUCAGCCAGAUACCCCGGCCAUUCCUGCAACUCCGCCUCCACUUGUCCGCGAGACAAGCAACGGUCCCCUUCAAGCCAAGAAGAGUCUUUUCGGCAGACGUCCAUCGCCGUUGCCUGGCCUCGAUACUCAGCUCUCGUCCUUCGACGAGGCAAACGAUGAAGAUGGCUCGGGCGACAACCAGCAGGCUUUGACGGAGAAACUGGAUGAGAUUGGUCGCGAAACUGCCGAAGUUGACAGACAGAUUCAAGAGGAGGAACAGGAGGCCAUUGCCGCAAAAGCUAGUCUGGUCAAGGAACGUGAUGAGCUGAGAGGCGAGUUGAAAGAGAAGGAUGACACUAGCCGGGACCUUCGCAAACAGGUCAACGCUCUGGAACGGAACAACCAGGCUGCUCAGAACAAGAAGAACGCACAAGAAAAGGCUCUCCAACAGAAGCAGAGCGAAAGGCAAAAGCUCAAGGACGAUGCUGCAAGAUGGCAGAAAGAGAUGGCGCAGAUAACGGAAGACAUGGGCAGCAUUGAGGAACAGAAACAGACAUUACUGCAAGACACGGAGCGUGAAAAGGUGGAAUUGCUAGAGAAGCAUGCUCAAGAACUGCAAACACUUCGCAGCAUGGAAGAUGAGAACAAGGAAGUUGGCGCUCAGAUCAAGAAGCUGGAGAGAGAAAUGACUGAUUCACCCAGCGGCUCCGAGCCAAACGAGCACAAUGACGCUCUUGCCGCCAUAGAGGCUGAGGAGGAUCGCCAGUGGGCAGAGAGAUUGCGUAGAUUGGAGGAACAAUACGUGAUUGCUCACCAGAACAUGGAUGCCGCACGCCGCUACUUUGAAACAGCCAUCAGUCAACUCUCCCUCGUCAAGCAACGUCAGUCCGAGAUAACCCACAUGGCUUCUGCUAUUCCGCCAAUCUUCGACCAACCCAUCUCGAGAGCCAGCAGUCUGCGUCAGAGACGUCCCCCAAGCGGUCCGUCGGCGAACAACUCUAACGGUUCUCCUUUCGCACCUUCCACCGCACCCGCUUUCAGCAGUGCACUAGCUACAUCUGGUCCAACAACCAUUCCGCCUGGCUUCACCACCUCUGCUUCCUCCUUCUUCAACUUUAAUAACGGCAUGACUCUGGAUCGUCCCUUGGAUGACUUCUCCCCUGCUGAGAUCGACAAGCUGACUGGCGGGGCUCCGAUGAGCCCCAGUGCAGGCGCAGAACUCUUGCCUGCAGGCCUACUGAGCAAUGCUGACGAAGAUUUCCUCCCUCCCGCUGUUCUCCCGGGUUUGGGUGCUGGGCUAGGCGCUUCAAGGCCAUUCGAUCAGCUCCAGGGUCCCACGAGCCCAGGCUCGGUCGGCAGUAAUUCUCCAAGCUUGCUGGCCAGUCCACGUGCUAGUGCAAAUAAUUUGAUUUUCCACUCUCCCGAGACAGGCAUGGACAGCGAUCGUCGCUCCAUCAGAUCCAAUCGAUCUGCUCGUGCAGCAAGCGGUAGUGCUCCUCAUACGGGUGCUAGUCGAUUCGGUCAGAUUCUCGGUCUCGACAAGCUCAAUCGCCAGCGUGGCAAGACACUUUCAGAAGAAGGUCCGGCCUUGGGCUCCUUGAGCAAGUCACAGAGUCAAUCUUUACCACGCAAUGACGAAGCAGAUGAACUCGCCGGCUCUGGCCGUCGCCGCAACAGCAGUCACUCUGGCAACUUUUUCGGCCUCAAUCUAGGAAGGACCACUGGGCACACUAAAAGCAUGGGUGCAGAAAGUCUGCCAACGCAGAAACAUAUCGCCGUGCGAAGGAGGCCGUUUAACAUGUUCGGUGCCAAGACUGAUGGCUGGGCUGCAAUCCUUGGUCAAGACCGAGCUGCUGCCUUGAACGAGAGGUCCAAUGUGUUGAGCAAUCUGGGCAAAGACGAUGGUAGAUCAUCUCCACGUCCGAUCUCCGUACACUCCAAUGAGCUGCCUAGACCUUCUCAGGAUAGCUCGUCAUGGGGUCUCUGGUCAUCAAACGAACCAUACAAUCAGAGAAGCAGCCCGCUCAGCUCUGACUGGAUGGCAGCUCCAGCAGUGCCACACAACAUGUGGAAUUCUUCGAGCAGACAAACAUCAAGACGCCCUUCGAUUCAGCACGGUCAAUCUGGUGGUAGUCUCUCUUAUGAUAUGCUUGAUGAUAUGGACAACAACAGCUCCUAUGCCUUCAGCCCGCCGCAGUCGACAGCCAGUCUUGCACCGAUCGGCACGAAGCCUGCUCACAUGCUCAAGCGCAACAUUCCCGACCCCAAGUUGAAUCCAGCAGCCAAAGAUUUCCGCUCUCUCUUCUCGCGACCUAGUUCGAUAUCAUCAGAUGCAGAAGACGAGGAAGAUGAUAGAAUCAAUUUGAUUCGCGCAACACCAAUCACCUCUCCUUUCAAGGCACCACACCAGCCUUUGCCUCUAGAUCUUGAUCCACCGUCAUCACCAGAGAUUGGUCGCGAGUCUAGAGAUGCUCAAUCCAUCAACACUGCGUCAUCUAUCUUGUCCGACUCUCGCGAUAGUCUAGAUCGCAGCAUCAGCUACACAGCUUCUGAUUCGGCUCCCUCGACAUCCAUCACCUCCAACAAAGGCUCAUCCCUCAUGUCAAAACUUACCCGCAAGCACAGCAGCGGAAAGUUCCAAUUCCCAACCUUUACACGCUCCACUACCGAGAGGUCCAAGCGCGAGUCUCAGCUGCUGGAUGUUGAAGAUGAGGAAAGCAUGAGCAAGAGUAUGGAAAGCGAGAAAGGAAAAGGCAGUGUCAGAUCAUGGAGCAGCAUGUUUGGAGUCGGCAAGAAAAAGGACAAGGUUCCUCAAACGCCCAAAGAAGAGACGCCAUCAUUGUCUGGAGCUAGUCUCGCAAGUACUGAGCAUGGAGAAGAUGAUCACUAG
This is a messenger RNA of Aureobasidium subglaciale EXF-2481, 3648 nucleotides long. RefSeq lists its product as uncharacterized. Lineage: Eukaryota; Fungi; Ascomycota; Dothideomycetes; Dothideales; Saccotheciaceae. The record is from RefSeq and is a predicted model, not a curated record. Bases 1 to 3648 code for a protein of 1215 amino acids. Gene Ontology annotation, molecular function: protein binding. The transcript is spliced from 2 exons.